Pelagomonas calceolata is the source of this 1013-nucleotide messenger RNA. NCBI's taxonomy places the organism in Eukaryota, Pelagophyceae, Pelagomonadales, Pelagomonadaceae. The record is from the annotation of a GenBank genome assembly.
AAGCAGCCUGUGGUAAAAGAGGCACCGUGCAUCGACCGCUGAAGCUCGAGAGCUGCUUUCACGCACAGCAUAGCUCGCGCAACCGUUCUACGUAAGCUUGCGCACGCGCAACAGACACAGCGGACACACACUGCUGACUCCCUGCAGCAGAAGGAUUCAUUACGCGCUAAUACAGCGGUGCGAUGGUCGCGCGCACCUGGCUCGUGCCCUACACGGACGCGGAACGAGGCCGCCAGCAACUGCUCGCGACGAUUUAUCUAACUCAUAACAACGUGACCGGCCAGCUCCAGUUAGACGUGCGGGCGGACUCGAAAGUUGUGGUAGAUGGGGGCCGCGCGCGCGUCGUCGUCGGCAAGGGCCACACGAUCCCGUUCUCGGUCGGGAGUAACGUCGGGCGGUGUUCCGUCCAUCCGAAGACGACAGGGUUUGAUUAUUCGUGCACGUUCGGCGGCGAGCAGGUCGCCGAGGUCCAGCGACGGCCCGUCGCGUGGCUGGAGGCCUUCCAGCCCACGGCUGUUUCCGUCAGUGUGCAGGAUCGCGUCGAGUUCCGAGCGGGAAAAAAUUAUUAUCAACUGGCGGUCCAAGCGGACGGCGGCGAGCCGAAAUUGUACCGGAAGCGCUAUUCCGAAUUUGCGGAAGUUCAUGACAAGAUGAAGCAGGCGUACGUCGGGUCGCAUCUGCGGGCGUCGCUACCCGCGCCUCCGGCAAAAAUCUUAAAUCCGUUCUUCGACCAGCUCGAGCCGACCUUCGUCCAAAAUAGACAAGUAGAGCUCAACGACUACGUCAAGAAGAUCAUCACGGUGCCGCGGGCGCUCGCGCAGCCGGCUUUGCUGGAUUUUCUGGGCCUCGCGCUGCGGGCCCCUUCUGGGGAGCCCGUCGAUUUGCUCGCGCCGCCGCCGGUGGACCUGCUCAAUGCGCCGCUCGACGCGCCUCCCAUGCCGCCGCCGCAGCCGGUCUUCGAGGAGGCCGUCGUGUAACAGUGGGUCUUUCUGUAGUUGUUUCCUUCUUACCCG